Molecule: messenger RNA, 2854 nt
Organism: Drosophila rhopaloa
Lineage: Eukaryota; Metazoa; Arthropoda; Insecta; Diptera; Drosophilidae
Gene: Mcm2
Product: DNA replication licensing factor Mcm2
Exons: 2
Coding region: 89-2752 (887 amino acids)
Biological process (GO): double-strand break repair via break-induced replication; mitotic DNA replication initiation; DNA replication
Cellular component (GO): MCM complex; nucleus
Molecular function (GO): single-stranded DNA helicase activity; single-stranded DNA binding; ATP hydrolysis activity
Source: RefSeq, a predicted model, not a curated record
GCAUUUCGCACGCGUCGUCACAACAAGAUCAGUAGCGCAAAAAAAGAAACAGAUUCCAAACAAACGCCAAGGAAAACAGACGCAGGACAUGGACAACCCCAGUUCACCGCCACCAAAUACGCCCAGUGAUGCCGUCGAACGACGUGAUCUCCGAGCGGCAAUGACGUCGCCGGUGGGCGAUUUCGAACCAUUUGAAAACGAGGACGAGAUCCUGGGGGAUCAGACGGUGCGCGAUGAGGUCGAGGAGGAGGAUGGCGAGGAGCUGUUCGGGGACAACAUGGAGAAUGACUACCGUCCCAUGCCUGAGCUGGAUCACUACGACCCGGCGAUGCUGGACGACGAGGAUGACUUCUCAGAGAUGUCCCAAGGCGAUCGCUUUGCCGCCGAGUCGGAGAUGCGGCGACGCGACCGGGCCGCCGGAAUCCAUCGAGAUGAUCGUGAGCUGGGAUUCGGUCAAUCCGAUGACGAGGACGAUGUCGGACCCCGGGCGAAGAGGAGGGCAGGCGAGAAGGCAGCCGUCGGGGAGGUGGAGGACACCGAGAUGGUGGAGUCAAUCGAAAAUCUUGAGGACACCAAGGGACACUCGACCAAGGAGUGGGUCAGUAUGUUGGGACCACGUACGGAGAUCGCCAAUCGCUUCCAGUCUUUCCUGAGGACUUUUGUGGACGAGAGGGGCGCCUACACCUAUCGUGAUCGCAUCCGGCGGAUGUGCGAGCAGAACAUGUCCUCGUUUGUGGUCUCCUACACGGAUCUGGCCAACAAGGAGCACGUGCUUGCCUACUUCCUGCCUGAGGCCCCCUUCCAGAUGCUUGAGAUCUUCGACAAGGUGGCCAAGGACAUGGUGCUCUCCAUCUUUCCCACCUACGAACGUGUGACCACCGAGAUUCACGUUCGAAUCUCGGAACUGCCGCUUAUCGAAGAGCUGCGCACAUUCAGGAAACUCCAUCUGAAUCAGUUAGUUCGGACUUUAGGUGUAGUCACGGCCACUACGGGUGUUCUGCCUCAGCUAUCAGUGAUCAAAUACGACUGUGUAAAGUGCGGCUACGUCCUUGGUCCUUUUGUCCAGUCGCAGAACACGGAGAUCAAGCCUGGUUCCUGCCCUGAGUGCCAGAGCACCGGUCCCUUCUCCAUCAACAUGGAGCAGACGUUGUACCGCAACUACCAGAAGAUCACACUACAGGAGUCGCCGGGAAGGAUUCCAGCUGGACGCAUACCGCGCAGCAAGGAUGUCAUUCUACUGGCCGAUUUGUGCGAUCAAUGCAAACCAGGCGAUGAGCUGGAGGUCACUGGGAUAUACACCAACAACUACGAUGGUUCCCUGAACACAGAUCAAGGAUUCCCAGUUUUUGCCACCGUGAUCAUUGCCAAUCAUGUAGUUGUGAAGGAUUCCAAGCAGGUGGUGCAGUCGCUCACGGACGAGGACAUAGCCACCAUUCAGAAACUGAGCAAGGAUCCGCGUAUCGUGGAGCGAGUUGUGGCCUCCAUGGCGCCUUCUAUUUACGGUCACGAUUAUAUUAAGCGGGCUCUAGCCUUAGCUCUCUUCGGUGGCGAGUCCAAGAAUCCCGGUGAGAAGCACAAGGUUAGGGGUGAUAUUAACCUGCUAAUCUGCGGAGAUCCUGGCACUGCAAAGUCGCAGUUCCUCAAAUACAUCGAAAAGGUUGCGCCCCGAGCAGUUUUUACCACUGGACAAGGAGCAAGUGCUGUGGGUCUUACGGCCUAUGUGCGUCGGAAUCCAGUUUCCCGGGAGUGGACAUUGGAGGCGGGUGCCCUGGUCCUGGCUGAUCAGGGAGUCUGCCUCAUCGAUGAAUUCGACAAAAUGAACGACCAGGAUCGUACCUCCAUUCACGAGGCCAUGGAGCAGCAGUCCAUUUCCAUUUCCAAGGCUGGUAUUGUUACCUCGCUUCAGGCUCGUUGCACCGUCAUUGCUGCUGCCAAUCCCAUAGGCGGACGCUACGAUCCCUCAAUGACUUUCUCAGAAAACGUUAAUCUCUCGGAGCCCAUCUUGUCCCGUUUCGAUGUCCUGUGCGUGGUCAAGGAUGAGUUUGAUCCCAUGCAGGAUCAGCAGUUGGCCAAAUUCGUGGUGCACUCACACAUGAAGCAUCAUCCCAGUGAAGAGGAGCAGCCUGAGCUGGAGGAGCCACAGCUAAAGACCGUGGAUGAGAUCCCUCAGGAUCUGCUGCGACAAUACAUCGUCUAUGCCAAGGAGAAUAUACGGCCCAAGCUAACGAACAUCGACGAGGACAAGAUCGCCAAGAUGUACGCCCAGCUGCGCCAGGAAUCCUAUGCCACCGGUUCGCUGCCCAUUACCGUGCGUCAUAUUGAGAGCGUGAUCCGUAUGUCCGAGGCUCAUGCCCGCAUGCAUUUGCGCGAGAGUGUGAUGGAGGCAGAUGUCAGCAUGGCCAUUCGCAUGAUGCUGGAGAGCUUCAUCGAGGCGCAGAAGUUCAGCGUAAUGAAGAAGAUGCGCAGCACAUUCCAAAAGUAUUUGGCCUUCCAGAAGGACCAUUCCGAGCUGCUUUUCUUUAUCCUGCGUCAGUUGACGCUGGAUCAGCUCGCUUACAUCCGCUGCAAGGAUGGACCGGGCGCCACGCACGUGGAGAUCAUGGAGCGGGAUCUGAUCGAGCGUGCGAAGCAACUGGAUAUCGUGAAUCUGAAACCCUUUUACGAGUCUGAUCUGUUCCGUACCAACGGCUUCUCUUACGAUCCCAAGCGGCGGAUCAUCCUCCAAAUUGUUGUCGAUGGCAACACAGCUUAAGUUUCAGUUUCCUAUUCCAUCUCAUUUAGUUGUAAUGCUCACAUCUAUGUUUUGUUACCCCCAUUUUCGAUCUAAUAAAGUUGUAUUUUUAUAAAACCUCAA